CACACAAAAAUCACCACAGAACUGCUGAAUAAAUCAUCAAAAAUGGGGAACCAACCGUCAGAACAUAACAUGGGCGACAGCCUGAGAUGCCACAUAUGUUAUAAGGUCCUGCCUCCAUGUCACUCAUUCGAUAAUAUAUGCCAACAAACUAUUCAUGGGCGGACUGUACAUGUAUUCAAUGGAGGUGAAUACUACCGACCAGUUGGUAACAAUAAUUUGUACGAGUGUGAAUAUUGCUUUAAUAAGCCAAUCAGGGAUCAAGAGGAGAGGAGGAGAGAAGAGGAAAGGAGAAGGGAAGAGGAAAGGAGGAGAGAAGAGGAAAGGAGGAGAGAAGAGGAAAGGAGGAGAGAAGAGGAAAGGAGGAGAGAAGAGGAAAGAAGAAGAGAAGAGGAAAGAAGAAGAGAAGAGGAAAGGAGGAGAGAAGAGGAAAAGAGAAGAGAAGAGCAAAGGGCAAAAGAAGCUGAAGAGAAGAGGAGAGAAGAAGAACUGAAUCAAAGACUACAAGAAUCACACCAACAAGCUAAAGAGCAGCAUGAGAAACAACUGAACAGCCACAUUUCAGAAGAAUUUGAAUCGAAGCGAGAUGUUCUAAUCAGCCAUCUGAAUGAGUUUGAGCCUAACUAUGAAUCAGGCAGUGAUGAGCUUCUAGAAAUCCUCUCUUUGAAAUGCAGUGUCCCAGUUUCAGAUCUCAGUCUCACUCAGCUGACAGCUGAUCAGCUGGGGAAGAUCCUGUCCGUCCUGGACCAGCUUCUGUUUGAUGAAUGGAUCCAUGCUCACCCGUCCCUCAGCACUCUGCAGCACACUCAGGUCUUCGUCACAGAGCUGUGUGCCCAGUUUCUGGAGAUAUCUGAGGGAGUAUCUCUAAAGAGCAUCUCCAAUCAUGUCCACUCUAUGGUGGAGUCCAUCAGCCAGUCAGCAAGUAAUGUCUAGCAGUCCUCAUAGCCAAACACUGGGCUGAAGAUGAGCUUUCCACUGAGAACCUCUUUCUUAUACAGUUCCUGAGCACCCUCACAUCAUCACUGCAGAGUGUCGUUGAAAAAGCCUCUGUGCUCAUUUUGAAGAUGGAGAUCCAGUGCUUGAAGCUCCUCUUAUCCACACUCACUCAUCUGAAUGGAAAGGAAGCCCACUCAGAGUCCACUCAGAUGCUCCUCAGACUUGUGCAAACACACCAAUGGACCCCAAUGGAGGCUGAAAGAUUCCAUCAGCAUUUCCAAAAGACUCUCAGAAAGAAAGAUGAGAGUAAUCUAGUUGCAGCUCUGGAAGAAAUAAAAAUGUCAUGGGAUUUGGAUGAUUCAGUGAUUGAUAUGAUAAAAAACAUCACCACUGGUGUCCUGCAAUAUUCAGAAAAUGCACCAAAAGAUGCCCCAUUAAUGAAAGAUUCCUUUCAAUGUGUAACAUUGAAUGCAGACCACAUACAGAAGUCUCUGUCUCAGCUCUGUAAAGCAGUGUUUGACACAAAAGGCUGGUGGCCCACAGUGAGGCAGAUGCUGCGGUGGUGUGCGUUGGUGCUGACUCAGAAGAGUGGAGCUCUACAGCUGGUUGGUGUGGAAGAAGACCCGUGUGUCACAGCCAUGUUUGCAGCCACACGAGUCUGCAUGGGAAACAAAGUGGACAUCGUGCUGAGCUCUGACGUUCACUCAGAGGAGCGAACUGAGGACUGGUCUGACUUCUACAAGUAUCUUGGAAUUUCUCUCAACACAAACAUGAAGAAAAGGAAUGAAUCACACAGGGAUGUCUAUGAAGCGGACAUUGUGUACGGUACCAUCAAUGACUUUGUCUCUGAUUACUUCCAAUACGGCGCAGAGGUGAUGGAGGCAGGGAACCCGCUGCUUAGUCGUGGAUUUAUCAUUGAAGAACAAAGUCUCAGUUCUUCCUAUAAUCUGGAACCUUCAAAGCUCAAGGACAAUGAUUCCCUGGUGUUUGCUGCAGAGGUCCUGCAAAACCUCAUGGGUAAAUUUCACAGUGAAGAUAAGGAACUGAGACAGAAGUUUAUUAAAGCUCUUUUUCAGGUGCUGCACACCAACCUCAACAAAGACACAAACACUGACAAUAAAAUCAUCACCAUCUUAAAGAAAAUAUCUGGACAGGGACUGCCUUCUAAUGAGGUCUUCAUUCUGACCUUCCUGGAGAAUCUCCUUAAAGUGGUCACUGAAGAAACAGAAAAACAGGACAUCUCCUGCAGGCAGAUGGUGUUUGGAGAUAUUAUUUGACUGUGUGGAGAAUUUCCAAGCAUCAACAACUACAAAAGAACUCUUCCAGAUAGUUUUGAAUCUUGAAGCACAAAGACUUUGCUCACCAGUAGAGACCUUAAUCCUCCUCGGCACAUUAACUGACCACCAUCACGAUAAAGACUGUAUCUCCAUCAUGAAGAUUUUACAUUUAAUGGAAACAUAUCAGGUUUCUACCAAGUGGACAGAUAAGAACAACAAAUCUCUCCUUAAGCUCUUGGAUUCAUCUAGAACUGAAACUCUGAUCAAGCAUUUAGAAGAGAGCCUUAGAGAUGAGAAAGCAAAAAGCAUUGAGACUCUUGUUGAUGAAAUACGGCAGAUGAAAGACAUUGAUGAACAAACACUGAGUAAAUCAUACAGUGUAGUAACUCAUGUAACAAACCUGAUCAAAACCGGUGAAAUCAGAAAGCACACAGAUGUACAGCGAGCUAGGAGUCUGAGUCACAGCACCGACACAGAAGACCUUCAGGAAGUCCUGGCAGUCUUAUGCAAUGCUGUACACCUGCACAGGGCUGAAGGGAAGUGGUGGCCCAGAGCCACUCAGAUGAUAAGCUGGUGCCUCUUGGCCUUGUCUGACACUGGGAAGCUCCUGGAAAUGGGCACUGGCGGAGA
Messenger RNA from Morone saxatilis (striped sea-bass), 2840 nucleotides. RefSeq lists its product as uncharacterized. Gene Ontology annotation, cellular component: membrane. The record is from RefSeq and is a predicted model, not a curated record. Gene Ontology annotation, molecular function: ABC-type protein transporter activity; ATP binding. Lineage: Eukaryota; Metazoa; Chordata; Actinopteri; Moronidae. Gene Ontology annotation, biological process: protein import; protein targeting.